Molecule: messenger RNA, 1536 nt
Organism: Xenopus tropicalis (tropical clawed frog)
Lineage: Eukaryota; Metazoa; Chordata; Amphibia; Anura; Pipidae
Product: paraneoplastic antigen Ma3
Exons: 1
Coding region: 1-1536 (511 amino acids)
Biological process (GO): proteolysis
Molecular function (GO): nucleic acid binding; aspartic-type endopeptidase activity; zinc ion binding
Source: RefSeq, a predicted model, not a curated record
AUGCCAUUAAUAACGCCAGCCCAGGUCUAUGAAUGGGCCCUAAAGGAAAAGGUGAACCCAGACCAUGUAUUUGCCAUUGAUCGUGUACCACCUGAAGUUACACUGGAAAUGUUAGAGAGUAACCAGUCUAAAUACAGACAUUUGGAGGGUGCACAUCUGAUAGCAGAUGAAGGAUCAACCAUGGACGGUUAUGCAGUCCUGCUUUUCAAAGUGAGUGAUCCACUAAAUUCAGAAGUGGGGCCAUAUGCUGUGUUCCCUGCGGGUGAUUUAUCAGUAGGGUGCCCCCUGGUGUACCCCCAGGCUGUUGUUGCCCCCUGGAAAGUUGAAGCAACCAGUCCAGAUGCAGGCUACACCAGUAGAAAAAGGAGGCUGCUGCCGUCACUACCCUGCAAUGUGCAGCACACAGUAAAGCAAGAACCGCUUGUAACUGAGACCAGUGAAGCUAAGGAUGUUAGCAUUUCAGAGCAUCCCUUGACUGACGCAAUAACCCAAAUGACAGAGGCAUUGGCUCAGGGCUUGCAGCUGAGCCACUAUAAAAAGCUAAAGACAUUUUCAGGCACAGAGCCGGUUCCUACAGGGGAAGAGGGAUUUGAGACAUGGAAGGAAUCUGCACUACAAGCGUUAGAUGAGUGGGCCUGCUCAGAACAAACCAAGAGGCAGCGAAUUAUGGAGCAGGUCCGUCCCCCUGCAGCUAGUAUUGUGUUAAAUUUUAAAGCCAGUCACAAAGAUUACAAUGCUAUGGACAUAAUUGAUAUCCUCACUUCAGCAUAUGGGAAGCAUGAGGACCCUGACCAGUUAUUGGCUGACUUUAAACAGAUGAGACAGAAGUCUUCUGAGGAUGUAUCUGCAUUCACCCUCCGUCUAGAGAAUAUGCUGCGGAAUCUCUUGUCAAAAAAAGUGAUUACAGCAGAGGAAGUAGAUACACUACGUCUAAAACAAUUACUAAAGGGGAUGUCCCCAUUCUUCCCCAUGUAUUCCACGUUGCAGAUACUCCUGAGGGAUAAAAGAGAUACCGGCUUUAUUGACCUGAUGAAAGUGAUUAAGCAAGAGGAGGCAACCCUACGCUUUGCUGGUACCUCCCGGGUACCAAAGCAGAACCCUGCUUUACCCACCUCGAAGGAUAUUAAGGUAACUGGAAAGGGUGUACCAUCAAUAACCCCAAUCCGGAAAAGGUCCCCGUCAGAGUGGCAUAAGGGGGUACCUGCCACUACCCCUACCAGUUGUUUCGGGUGUGGCAAGGAGGGGCAUUUUGUUAAAGACUGUCCUGAGAAAGAUUCCCCUAAUGCAGUGCAGACAAUGUCAUGUGGGAAGCCAAGUAGCUACCCCAACAAGGUUACAGAACCCUCUGCGAUAAAGGACAGAAACAUGGUGGGCCCCAAGUCCUUGGUGGACAUCCUGUUAGAUGGGCAGCCAGUACAAGCUUUGUUUGAUACCGGAUCACAGGUCACAAUAAUCCACUAUAGUUAUUACCUGCAACAUCUAGCCCAAAAACCUUUACAGCCCGCUAGAGGCUUAGAAUUGUGGGGGCUGAAUUAG